Molecule: messenger RNA, 492 nt
Organism: Puccinia triticina
Lineage: Eukaryota; Fungi; Basidiomycota; Pucciniomycetes; Pucciniales; Pucciniaceae
Exons: 2
Coding region: 1-492 (163 amino acids)
Source: RefSeq, a predicted model, not a curated record
AUGCAACCCGCGUCCCGGCGUCCCGGCGCUCUGCAGAGAUGCGCGACGCGACAGGCGUUCGGCCGAGAGACUUGCGUAAUUCUUGUGGUUCAGCCCUCCUCUGACCGACUUUUAGCCGACUCCUCCCGACUUACUGCUGGCCACCCACUGGGUCACCUGGAGGUUGCAGCGGGCCACAUUGACGUGGGCGGGGGCGUUUCACGGACAUCCUAUGACGGCACUUCGGUGCCGAUUUCGAUAUCGGCACAUCCUACAGUUGUGGUCCAGCUGCUCCCAUGGACCCGCAGGAAUGCUUCGAUGUCAGUAUCAUCCGGUGAGCCGAGACGGCGCGCGCAGACUCCCGACUUAAACGUACAACUGGAGACGGCUCAGGCCAAGGGCCACUUGAUCAAGACGCCAUGCCAGAAUCAACAUCGCUGCGGUACGAAUCACCGGCUGAUACCUCGUGAGGUUCAAAACGUGUCUCGCUUUCGCCACUCAACCCGUGAGUGA